Puntigrus tetrazona (Sumatra barb) is the source of this 1389-nucleotide messenger RNA. RefSeq names its product microtubule-actin cross-linking factor 1-like. Gene Ontology annotation, molecular function: actin lateral binding. The coding region runs from base 1 to 1389 and encodes 462 amino acids. The transcript has 9 exons. Gene Ontology annotation, cellular component: actomyosin contractile ring; cell projection; actin filament bundle. The record is from RefSeq and is a predicted model, not a curated record. NCBI's taxonomy places the organism in Eukaryota, Metazoa, Chordata, Actinopteri, Cypriniformes, Cyprinidae. Gene Ontology annotation, biological process: actin filament bundle assembly; actin cytoskeleton organization.
AUGUUGGCCCAGCGUCUAUCCGACCUGAAUGCAGUUCAGGAGAGGAGUUCUGCCAGAAAGCCAGGGACACUGAAGAGCAACACCUUGCCAUCAGAGAUAGGGUUCGAAGAAGCUGCUGGAGUACUGGAGGAGUCUCUGCCCGCUAUACACAGCAAUGAGAGGAUUACACUGAUUGGAGAGAGACUGGAGCGUCUGUGUAGUCACCUGCAGGCCUCAAUGGCUCUUCAAGGCCUCACCCCACGAAUACAGGAGCAGCUACAGGACAACAAGCACACAUUGUCUGAGCUCUCAAAAAUGGAUCUGGACCUUGGCAGUGUGAGGACACAGGCUCAGGAGCUCCUGACCAACACAGGGGCUCUUGGGGACAGUUCCAUUUGCACAGCUAUUAAAGACCGGGUUUGCAGUCUAACAAGCCGCUGGGAGGAGGCUCAAAGGCAAGCUCAGGAGAGGGAGAAGUGGCUUCUCAAUCUUCUAGAUUUGGCAGUCAGGUUCUGGAAUGAUGUGAGUGACAUGACAUCUGGACUUAAUGACGCCCAGCAAGCUGUUCUGGACCUCAACUCUAGUCGAUCAGAUUCAGAGACCAUUCGACAGAGCUUGGAGACCAUGCAGACAUUGAGGGAGGAUAUUGAUUCUCUGCAAGGUGACCUGGACACACUAGGAAUUCUGGGAAUGGAACUCAUGUCAGCUUGUGGUGACACAGACAAGCCAGAGGUCACCAAAUGUUUGGAUGAGCUUUAUGGCACAUGGAACAAUCUCAGUAAGAUUUGGACAGAGUGCAACAGUAAGUUAGAAGAAUGUCUACGAGUGGCGCUCCAUUAUAAGGACAGUAUGCAGGGACUCUUUGAGUGGCUGAAGUCUGCAGAGCUGAAAUCCACCAAGGAGUUCUCAGUGGGAUCUGACCUGGGAUCAGUUAAAGAGCAGCUAUGUGACCUGAAGGAAUUUAAGCGAGAGCUCUAUCAGAAGAAGAUCGAGAUUGAAAGUCUCAACCAUCGCUUUGUGUGCCGUCUUUCCCGGGCACUGGGCGGCCUGGGUCCAUUUCUCCACUGUGUGACUUCGGCAGCGAUGGGACAAUCUGGACACCAGCUGGAGUGUACACUGCUGAGCUUGGGUCAGUUCCAGAACACUCUUGAUGAGCUGCACGCCUGGCUCGCCCACACGGCUGACCUACUGCAGGCCUCUCAGCCAAUCAGCAUUGACCUGCAAACCUGUGAGAUAGAGCUAGCCAAGCACAAAGCAGUAGACUCUCUGAACCAGGCCGGCAGAAACCUGAUGGAGUCUGGGGCAGGAGACAGCUCACAUGUCCUGCAGACUCGUCUGGAACAGCUGAGCGAACACUGGGAAUUUGUGCGCUGUGAGACAGGCGCGCAGACAGCUAGAGCUGGAGAAUAA